This is a messenger RNA of Notothenia coriiceps (black rockcod), 1936 nucleotides long. Its product is annotated as rab5 GDP/GTP exchange factor-like. Gene Ontology annotation, biological process: vesicle-mediated transport. NCBI's taxonomy places the organism in Eukaryota, Metazoa, Chordata, Actinopteri, Perciformes, Nototheniidae. The transcript has 9 exons. Bases 258 to 1667 code for a protein of 469 amino acids. Gene Ontology annotation, cellular component: cytosol; endocytic vesicle. The record is from RefSeq and is a predicted model, not a curated record. Gene Ontology annotation, molecular function: guanyl-nucleotide exchange factor activity; zinc ion binding; small GTPase binding.
GGUUGCACAGGUUUGAAAUCAGCUGAUUUUGUCUGCGUUUGUAAUUAGUUCACCGUGAAGUUUACCUACCUUUGUUUAAUUCUUAUUCAACAACAUCUCAUCGACCAAGGGCUGAAGAUUAUGGUUUUCAUGUCAUACUUAUGAUGAGUUUGUGACAGUUAAGAAACCAGAAAGGCGACACUGCGAUCAGGAAGCGGCUAAUUUAGUUAUGAUGUCACCAGCUGACAGGCGGAAGUAGUAUAUGAAAGAGCUCCACAAUGUCGACAGAUAAGCAAAGGGGAAUCCACGUUUCUCAGGAGGAGCUGCUCUGCAAGAAUUCCUGUGGGUAUUAUGGAAACCCUGUGUGGCAAGGCUUCUGCUCCAAGUGCUGGAGAGAGAAAGCACGUAUAGCUGGAGCUUCUAGUCAAGACACAAGGCCGAGCAAUGAUGGAACUCCUCUCACCUUCUCCAAAUUUGAGGAGAAGAAAAGCACUGAGAAAGGACGUCGUAUCAACACAAUGAGGAGACUCUUUUGGGGCAGCCCGUCCCCUCCUAAACUUCAAGAGUCUUCUGAAAGCCAUGCUAAUUUGCUAAAAGCUUACCAGAGCCUCGAGGCCGGGGACUUCACCGGUUUCCUGAAGAUACUAAAGAGCCCUUCCUCUCAGCGCUUGCAGUCCCGAUGUACAGCCUUCCUCAACACAAUGGAAGCUUAUCAUGAUCUGCCGGUACAGAAGCAGUCAGAUCUCGUGCAGGAUUUCUACCAAUCCUUUGCUGAAUAUUUUAACAGUUUUCCUGAGGCUCAGGUAACUCACAUAAUGGAGCAUGUAGAGAAGCUAAUAAUGACCCGGUUGCACAAAUGGGUUUUCUGCCAUGACAGCUGUGAUGAUGAACAGAAGGACCUAGCUCUCCAGAGAAGGAUACGCUCUUUAAACUGGAUCACUCCUCAGAUGCUGAGCGUACCCUUCCCUGAUAAAAAGAUUGAAGUCACAGGCGACCCCUUCCUGCCUGCUAUAACAGCCAUAAUUGAAAUGGAUGCCAAACGAGCGCCUCAGGACAAACUUGCAUGUGUGUCCAAAUGCAGUCAGCAUGUCUUUGAAGCGCUCUCCACCUCGAACAGUGAGCCCGCUAAUGCUGAUGACUUCCUGUCAGGCUUGGUUUAUGUGGUGCUGAAGGCCAAUCCACCCCGCCUACACUCGAACAUGCAAUAUGUGAUUCGCUUUGGUCUUCCUCACAGUCUGAUGGCAGGAGAGAGUGGAUACUAUUUCACUAACUUGUCUUGUGCAGUGGCCUUCAUCGAAAAGCUGGAUGGACCGGCUCUCAACCUCAGUCAGGAGGAGUUUGAGGGCUACAUGCUGCGUCAGCGUGCUCCUUCUGAAGGAAAGAGGCAGCGGGUUGUCAGUGACACACAACAUCUGUUAGAAGAGCUUCAAGGCAGACAGGAGAAGCUCGACCAAGGGAUGGAUUCUCUUAGUGUGCAGCUACAGAGUUGGGUCCAUGCUGUUAAUUCACAACUAGAUGAGGCCACAGCUCAGUUUGCUCUGGUACAGACGGAGGUCACCGCUAAGACUGAGUCCUCACAGGUUUUAUCAUCCUCAUCUCAUGAUGCAUUACUGCAAGGUGACGAUAAAGACGAGUCUGUGCUGAAGCUUAUGGACCAACAUGCAGGUCCACAAGAUACAGACUGUUAGUUGUAUUAAAAAAAACACCUAAUCUGGUACUAAGCUCUUUUUAAUCAGCAUUACUAACGAAACAAACAGAUUUAUAUUUCACACAUUCCAACUACAGAAAGCCAGGAUUUGGAAGCCAGUUGAACAUGAAGGAAAACUUUUUGAAGGAAACCUUUUGCAUUUGGUAUCACGGGGCACACAGAGGUUUUUAAUGGCAUUGAUUAAAAAAAAAUUGCACUUUGAUCCUGUUUCAGGAUGAAGGACAUUCAAAAUGCAUUCCAAUUUGUAUU